AAUCUUCUUAAUAUAUUAAUAAUUUAAUAUCUGCUACUUUCCUCAAUAAAAAAUAUACCUAAUAUUUAGAUUAAUAAUUCUGGAAAGAGAAAAGCUUUCUAGACAAUAUAACUGAUAAACUAACUAACCAUAUAGUUGACUUAUCAAAUUUAAACUCAAUAAACACAUAUAUCUGCAUCAAACUUAAAAAUAUGUUAUUUUUGUUAGAAGAGUUAAUCAAAAAUAUCCAAAAAGGAAAAUUAUUAUUAUUAUUAUUAUUUUUUGAGGAAACUUUUAUAUAAUAAAUAAUCAACCACUUAUUAAUGAUGCAAAUAUAAAACUAAAAAUAAAUAGACUAUAUUGAUUUGUAUUUUCAAUUACUAUUAAUUUUUAAAUAUAGGAACUAUUAAAAUAAACACAUUAUGUGAAUAAACCAAAUAUUCACAAUUAUAUAAGUAAUAAUGUUAUUUUAUACUUAUUUCGAUAAUACAUAAUAAAUUAAGAUUUAUAUAGUACA
This is a messenger RNA of Ichthyophthirius multifiliis, 496 nucleotides long. RefSeq lists its product as hypothetical. The transcript has a single exon. The annotation marks the transcript as partial. NCBI's taxonomy places the organism in Eukaryota, Ciliophora, Oligohymenophorea, Hymenostomatida. The record is from RefSeq and is a predicted model, not a curated record.